Messenger RNA from Ostrea edulis (European flat oyster), 1845 nucleotides. RefSeq lists its product as uncharacterized. The transcript has 3 exons. The record is from RefSeq and is a predicted model, not a curated record. Lineage: Eukaryota; Metazoa; Mollusca; Bivalvia; Ostreida; Ostreidae. Gene Ontology annotation, molecular function: nucleic acid binding; zinc ion binding. The coding region runs from base 1 to 1845 and encodes 614 amino acids.
AUGGCGUCGUACCAGGUUCAACCGUCAGAAAAUUUCACCUUCACGAAACCUGAAGAGUGGCCGAAAUGGGUUAAACGGUUUGAGAGGUUUAGAGUUGUUUCAGGCCUAAGCAAGAAAGAUGAGGCAAUUCAGGUGAACACACUUAUAUACGCCAUGGGUAAUGAGGCCGAGGACAUUUUCAAUUCAUUUGGAUUAAAUGAGGAUGACGCCAAGAAAUAUGAAACGGUUAGUGACAAAUUUCAAGCACACUUCGUUUCACGUCGAAAUGUUAUUUUUGAAAGAGCCAAAUUUAACCAAAGAAAACAACAAGAAGGGGAGUCCGCAGACAGUUUUAUAACUGCACUUUAUACCCUAGUUGAACACUGUGAGUAUGGACAAUUGAAAGAUGAAAUGAUCCGAGAUAGAAUAGUUGUUGGCAUAAGAGACAGCAAAUUAUCAGAAAAACUUCAACUGAAUCCAGAUCUAAAGCUUGAAGAUGCCAUAAACCAAGCUCGUCAGAGAGGAGCUGUUCAAAAACAACAAGCUAUCGUUUGCAAUGAACUGAGUUCUUCGUCAGGAGGAGCAUCAAGUGUAGAUGCCGUCAGCAAUUUCAAGAAACAUGGACAAAGAAAGAAACACUCCUUUCAAUCGGGAAAAUCCAACAAAAAAGGGUUCACAAAACCAGCUAGUGGACACAAUAAUAAGGGUGCUAAACCAGUAUCCUGCCACAGAUGCGGAAAUUCGCAAGCUCACAGCAGAGAGGAAUAUCCCGCCAAAAAUCAGAAAUGCAACAAAUGCCAUAAAAUUGGACACUUUGCUCGAAAAUGUCAGAGCCUACACGAAAUUGCUAUUGAAUCAGAUGAAGAAUUCUUAGGGGCAAUACACGAAAAUGCAAAUUCCAGUGAAUGUAAACCAUGGCUGACAACUAUUGAAAUUAAUGGACAUGCAGUUGAAUUCAAAAUCAACACUGCUAUUCCGGAGAAAACUUUCAAGACAUUAAAUGUGAACAACCUUCAGUCAUCACAGAAAAUUCUGAAAGGUCCUGGCAGAAACACUUUAAACGUAAUUGGAAAGUUUCGUUGUGAAUUAUUUCAGGAAAACCGCAAAACUUAUCAAGACUUGUAUGUUAUUCGAGGCCUCAACAAACAACUUCUUGGGAGACCAGCUAUUAAGAAACUAGAAAUAGUCAAACAGAUUGCAAGUUUGCAGCUGCACUCUGAUUACAAGCAAAAAUUUCCUUCACUCUUUCAAGGACUUGGAAGAUUACAGGGGGAGUACGAGAUAAAGAUGAGAGAGGACGAGCAACCGUACGCAGUCACCGCACCAAGGAGAGUGGCCUUACCCUACCUUGAGAAAGUCAAAGCUGAGCUAAGUAGGAUGGAGAGCUCAGGAGUUAUCUCAUCUGUAGAUGAGCCUACGGACUGGUGCUCAGGUCUCAUGGUGAUCCCAAAGAAAAACAACUGUGUUAGACUUUGUAUUGACCUGACACAACUCAACAAACUACCUUUUGGUAUCUCAUCAGCCCCAGAGUACUUCCAGAAAAGGAUGCAGAUGAUUCUAGCUGGGUUUGAGGGAGUCUUAUGUCAGAUGGACGACAUACUUGUGUUUGGAGCCACCCAAGAGGAACAUGAUGGCAGGCUAGAAAACGUGUUGAGAAAGCUGUGUGAAGCAGGCAUAACUCUUAACAGUGCAAAGUGUGAGUUCUCAAAGGACCAAAUCACCUUUGGACCUCCACAGGAGCAAGCUUUCAGCAAGAUUAAAGAAGAACUGAGUAAUGAGACAGUUCUCGCUCUGUAUGAUCCAAAAGCUCCAACAAAAGUGUCGGCAGAUGCGUCGUCAUAUGGAUUAGGAGCCGUACUUCUCUAA